AAUAUUUUUUUAUUCCUGAUAAACGUUAUCUUAUUCCUGACUAAAAUGGUCUUAUUCCUGACUAAAAUAAUCUUAUUCUUGACUAAAAUUUUCUAAUUCCUGACAAAUAUAAACAAUAUUAAUCUGAAAAUACUAAUCUAAUACUUGACAAUACUAAUCUAAUACCUGAAAAUAAACAUUUAAUACCAAAUAAUAAAUAUCUAAUGUCUGACAUUAUUUUCUCCUUCACCACUAACCCUCUUCUUCUUCCUUGGCUAUAAUAUUUUUCACUCCUCAUUACAUCAAUGGAAACCCCUCCAAAUUGGGAUUUUCCACAUUAAAUCAAAUUGGAAGUGGGUAACGAGGAUACUUCUCAGUCUCAGAGAAAAUUCUAGAAUGCAACAUUGGAGUAUAAGCAGCUUGAGCUCCAUACUUGCGGCAAAGCACCCUAAACGAAAGCUCAGAGCAAUCAAUCAUGGGAGCAACUAUCAAUUUAGGCCGACCCAACUUCUUCCAAUGGGCCCAAGCCUGCUCUAUGGUGGUAGCGUGUGGUUAGAGAAGCCAUGAAUGAGAGCUUUGGAAGUUGAGCAAGGUGAUGGUUAUGGCGGAGGAGAGAGAAUCUCAUUACCAGAUCAUUGCCGGCACUUUCUGGUUGCGGGGGAAAGCAGCGGUGGUGGAGGAAGAAGGUGGAAGUGGGUAACGAGGUGAUGAUGGUUGGAUUUGGAUUUUAGCGAGAGUUGGUGAAUGAAUGGUGUUGUGAGUGUUGGCGGCGGACUCAUGGUGAGUCUGUCUCACUCGAAACUUUACCUAUUGUAAUUGUUUAGUUUUAGAAUUUAUGAGAAAAAAUGAUGAUGUUAAAAAUAGUUUUGGCGGGAAAAUUUUUCAUAAAAAAUUGACAAGUGUCCUUUAAUGAUGUCAACAUGUUGAUCCUAAAGUAUAGAGUAUAGAUAGAUAUAGAUUUUAAUUUUAAUUUUUUUGAAAAAUCAAUUGUGGAUUGUAUGUUGGAUAACAUCAUUUGGAUAAUUAAUGAUAUCGAUAUCAUUCACAUGAUAAAUCAUAUCAUCCAGUAUACGGAUGAUGUCACACACACAAUCGUUAAUUAGUGAAUUACUAUAAUGACCUGUUUGGAUAAGGGCAUUUCAUUUGAAAUGCUGGAAUUGGGCCAAAUGUAAUGUUUGGCUAGCCCAAGAAUUUGGAUUUAGAAUUAUUCCAAUUCCAUGCCUUUUAAAAAAUUAAUCAAUCAUUAAGAAUUUUAAAUCCAACCCAAAUUCUGGUCAUUUCAAAUUCUCUCUCCUCUCUCACGUACUCUCUUCUCCAGUUCUCCUCCUAUCUCCUCCAUUAAAGCUCUUUCUUCUCUGUCAAAGUGUAGCAGCGGCGCACUCCAUUGUAGCAGAUUCCUCCAUUGUAGCAGAUUCCUCCAUUGAAUCGGCUCCUGAGAUAAGUAUCUUCUUGUUGAUUUAGGAUAUUCUAAUGCCGAAGGUUUCCUAGCUCCUUACAAAGGUACUAGAUACCAUUUAAAUUUGUGGAGAGGAAACACUCCUACAAAUGAAAAGGAGCUUUUUAACUUGCGACACUCAUCUGCUCGAAAUACCAUUGAAAGGGCAUUUGGGCUGUUAAAGAAGCGUUGGAGCAUUUUAAGAAAUUCUAGCUUUUUUCCAAAAAAAAAUCAAGAAUUAUCAAUGCUUGCUUUAUCCUACAUAAUUUUCUAAGGGAAGAAAACAUGGAGGAAACGAGUCUUAUGCAAGAGGUGGACCAUGACUUGAUAAAUAUGGAAGCAAUAGAUGAGGAAGAGGUAGAAGAAGACUACAUUUUAUCCGAACAACAAACGAGUGGAACAAAUUUAGAGAUGACCUUGCUAAGAAGAUGUUUCAAGAAUAUAUGGCACGAAGGGGUCAAGCUACAUAGGUUUUAGUUGUAAUGAGACAUUUGUGUAUUAUUUAUGGUUUGUCAUAAAACUAUUUAUUAUGUAAUGAGAAAUUUGUGUAAUAUGUAUGGUUUGUCUUAAAACUAGCUUGCCUUUCUUCUUGUCAUAAAACGAGUUUGCCUUUCUUCUUGUCAUAAAACUAGUUUGUCUUUCUUCUUGUCAUAAAAUUUGUUUGCCUUUCUUCUUGUCAUUUUAGUUUUAGCAUUAGUACAAGUGUUGAUUUGAUUUUUUAUUUUUAUUUUCUUGUCUACAGGACCUUUGAACAUCAUACAUUAUGAGGAGACCUGGGAAAGAGCCUAUGGCACCUUCACAAUCACAAAGAAGAAACUAUACAAGUUGGAAUACACAAAUGGAUGGUGUACUCACUAAAACAUUGUUUGAGCAGAUUAAUGAGGGAAAUAAGGGUGAUGGGAGAAUUCAAAUCGCAAGCAUAUCAAGCUGUAGUGGAUAACGUGAGGAAACAAUUGGGCAUCUUAGUCACCAUGGAUCAAGUGAAGAAUCGGAUCAAGGUUUGGAAGAAACAUCAUUCGGUCAUCAAUGAUAUCAAAACUUAUACAAAGUUUAAGUGGGAUGAUAAAAAGAAGAUGAUAGUGAUCCCCGUAGAAGACCUUCAAGCAUGGCAUAUAUAUUGUAUGGAAACGCCUGCUGCAUCUGCGUAUCAAAACAAAUGCUUCGAGAAUUGGGAUGACAUUUGUACCUUGUUUGCACCUGAUAGAGCAAUAGGAGAUGGUGCUGAGCAACAUGAAGAAGCUGCUGCAGCAAUGGAGAAUGAAAAUGAUAAUGCAAGUACAUCAGAAACAGCUUCCGGAGAAUCAAACUAAAGGUUAAAAAGGGAUCGUCUUGCAGAUGCUGUGAGUAGCUUUGCUGAAUCUUUCAAGGAGUACGUGAGUAAAUCAACAAGGCCGACUAGUCAAGAAAUCUACAAGGAAGCGUCUAGUGUACUUGGAAUAUCUCGACACCAAGCUUUGAGGGCGGUUAAGAGGUUCUUAAAUGGCACAUUCGAGGAAUUUGAUAUGCUGAAAAAUUUACCCGAUGAUCAAAAAUUAGAUUGGAUCAUUUUGUGUAUUGAUGAGUAGUAGUGUUGUAAGUUAAGAGAUAAUUAGAGUUAAGUUGGAACUUAGGUAUUGAAAUUUAGAAUUUGGAAUUCCAUUGUUUCCCAAACAACAACUAGAAUUUGAAAUUCUAGAAUUGAAAUUCUCUCGUUUCCCAAACAAGUAUUUGAAUUUGAAAUCCUAAAUUUGAAAUUAUCAUAUUUCCCAAACAAAUGAUUU
Chenopodium quinoa (quinoa) is the source of this 3174-nucleotide messenger RNA. RefSeq lists its product as uncharacterized. The transcript has 3 exons. The coding region runs from base 2257 to 2724 and encodes 155 amino acids. NCBI's taxonomy places the organism in Eukaryota, Viridiplantae, Streptophyta, Magnoliopsida, Caryophyllales, Amaranthaceae. The record is from RefSeq and is a predicted model, not a curated record.